AGUCAACAUUUGGGGUGGCAGCUGACGCGGUAAGCACCACGCGAUGGGCAGGCAGCCCGAGCCAGGCCGCCAUCGCUGAAGUCGUCAACGCGUGGAGAAGACGACGCCGACGAGCCACCCAGGCAACUACCACGGCCUCGCCCUCUACGCGACAGCAGCCUUCCACCCGGCGUCGCUCCCUUAGCAACGCCCGCCAGCGUGUUAGGCUGCCAAGAAGUGAAUAAACAAACGAGCCAAGCAUCUUCGAUGGUGGUAACAGCAUGCUAUGAUUGGCGAGGACAGUUUUGAUGGUAGCAGUGGCAUCCCGUUGUCGCCUGUCAGCCGCCACGUCCGCAGCGCGGCACGGCACGACGUUUCCGAGCGCGGCGCGAUAAUAGGCAGCCACCACAAAAUAGCGGCGAGCAAAAGCGGCAAACGGAGACGAGGAAAGGAGGCUCGCCGUUCCCCACCGGGUGCUGUUCCGGAAUCCAAUCUCUCCCUCUCCAGGUUUUCGAUUUCGAUCCGGUAAGGGGGGCGAGCGCGCGAUGGCGACGUCGUUCGACCGAUGGGAGAAGGACCCCUUCUUCCCCGCCGCCGAGGAGGUCCAGGAGUCAGCCGAUCGGAUGGAAUCGGUGUAUAGGAUAUGGGUGCAGGAGAGGAGCAGAGGCGAUCCGGGGGCAGCGGCCGUUGGCGGAGAGCUUGCUGCCGGCGAGCUUCGGCGCGAGCUUCACACGGCGCUCGGCACCGCCAAGUGGCAGCUUGAUGAAUUGGAGCGUGCAAUUAGAUCAAACGAUAAGGUUAUCUCGGCCGGGAAGGAUACAAGAGCUAGGCAUGAUGACUUCGUUGCAGCAAUUGGCUAUCGCAUAUUAGAGGUUGAGAACAACUUGAAAGAAUCCAAUGCUGCAGAGGGGAAGGGCCCGCUAAGUUGGGUUCAUUUGGGUGAGGAUGAACGGGAUGACCUUGCGGCUUUCUUAUCUGCCGUUCCUCUUCAACAGAGAGACAAUGUGGUCACAAUUCCUUCUGUGGGUGAUAUCGAAGUUGGAGGCAAUGCAACAAGGGUGAAAAAAGAUAUUUCAGCUGACAGCUCCAAGGAUUCAUCUGGCUCCACAGAUCUGUGUCCAGGGAGAGUGAAGGAAGAUUUGCAUCGUGGGCAUAGAAGGGCAGCUAGUGCCAGUGCUGAUAUUGGAUCAUGGAGUAUGUCGAUUCCUAAUGAAUGUGAGGGAGCUGUGGAUCAAUCAUCUGAUGGCCCACACAAAGUACCUCUGCUGAAGAUACUGAAAACUUGUGCAUUGACGAGUGCCUUGCAAUCUAAGCCUAGAAUGAAGUGCAAAAGUGGAGCUGUGAGGUGGGCAGGUGUUGACCAACAAGAUGCCGAAGAGGCCAUCCCUCUAAGAAGUUCUCAGUUGAGUCAGGGCUUAGAUGGAUGCUUUGAAAGGAACAAGAGUUGCUUAAGUACCUGCAAUGAGGGUACAUACAAUAAGAAACUUUAUGGUUGGCUUGGAGCCCUUCACAGACAACUUCAGAGAUCUCAGUAUCAAAUUCGAUAUGGGCAUCCUGUUCAAAUGAUUGUUUUAGCACUUGCUGCUCUUGUAAUAUUUGUGUGCGUAUUGAGGACAAUUUGGUGACUAUUUUUUAUUGGCUGGUUACAAGCCUCACCGGAUCAGCAGCUUGUAAGGUACCAAUCGUUGACUGUUAUGUAACUUUUGGUCAACAGCCUGAGGCAUGCACAUAUGGCAACCACGGCAUACUGUUUCUGGUGCUCAAGCCUCAAAGGUGAAAUGCAUGUAGAAUGGUCAGAUUACAGCAACUUAUCUCGCUACAUCUCAAGUUCAGUCUGCUCAUCAUUAGAUAUGCACCGCACCAUGCAUUGCAUGCAUGAUGAUGCACCUCAAGAUCUCAAUUCUCAUGAUAGCCAGUUGAUGCCUAUGUAAUGGUGUGGUAUAGAUUAGUGGUGCACUGUACUGGUGACGAUGCAGCUAUAAACUGAAAUGCGCUUGUAUCAUGCGCUGAUGCUUUUGCGUUUGUUGCCUGACUUGGAAGAGUGAUGAAUUUUUGUUGUGAGACUUGCCAGCUGAACUGUCGCAGUUACUUUAUCAGAUUUACACCUGAAUUAGAAGCCUGGCAGUCCUAUUUGUUUGUACACUGAAAUUAGAAUCAAGUGUCAAGCAUUGUCCAACUGCCAUAUUUUGUCGAUUGUGCAGAAUGGCAUAUUGCUCUUGCAAAAUUACAAUGAAGGGGAAUUUUUGCAGCACGUUCUAA
Phragmites australis (common reed) is the source of this 2238-nucleotide messenger RNA. RefSeq lists its product as uncharacterized. The record is from RefSeq and is a predicted model, not a curated record. Lineage: Eukaryota; Viridiplantae; Streptophyta; Magnoliopsida; Poales; Poaceae. The transcript has 5 exons. Gene Ontology annotation, biological process: Golgi vesicle transport. Gene Ontology annotation, cellular component: membrane. The coding region runs from base 525 to 1604 and encodes 359 amino acids.